Molecule: messenger RNA, 582 nt
Organism: Talpa occidentalis (Iberian mole)
Lineage: Eukaryota; Metazoa; Chordata; Mammalia; Eulipotyphla; Talpidae
Product: ras-related protein Rab-13-like
Biological process (GO): protein secretion; protein localization to plasma membrane; regulation of exocytosis
Cellular component (GO): plasma membrane; synaptic vesicle; trans-Golgi network transport vesicle
Molecular function (GO): GTPase activity; GTP binding
Source: RefSeq, a predicted model, not a curated record
AUGACCAAAGCCUACAACCACCUCUUCAAGUUGCUGCUGAUCAGGGACUCAGGGGUGGGCAAGUCUUGUCUCAUCAUUCGCUUCGCAGAGGACAACUUCAACAGUACUUACAUCUCCACCAUCGGAAUUGAUUUCAAGAUCUGCACUGUUGAUAUGGAGAGGAAAAAAGAUCAAGUCUGGCAAGUCUGGGACACUGCUGGUCAAGAGCCAUUCAAGAUGAUAACUACUGCCUAUUACCAUGGAGCCAUGGGCAUUAUCCUAGUAUAUGACAUCACAGAUGAGAAAUACUUUGAGAAUACUCAGAACGGGAUGAAGAGCAUCAAAGAGAAUGCCUUGGCUGGGGUGGAGCGUCUCUUGCUGGGGAACAAGUGUGACAUGGAGGCCAAGAGGAAGGUACAGAAGGAGCAGGUUGAUAAGUUGGCUUGGGAACAUGGAAUCCGGUUUUUUGAGACAAGUGUUAAAUCCAAUGUGAAUGUGGAUGGGGCCUUUAGUUCCCUGGCCUGGGACAUCUUGCUCAAGUCAGAAGGCCAGAGAUCGAGAAAAAGCAACAAGCUCCCCAGCACUGAGUUGAAAACUCAGUGA